Molecule: messenger RNA, 492 nt
Organism: Micromonas pusilla CCMP1545
Lineage: Eukaryota; Viridiplantae; Chlorophyta; Mamiellophyceae; Mamiellales; Mamiellaceae
Exons: 1
Coding region: 1-492 (163 amino acids)
Source: RefSeq, a predicted model, not a curated record
AUGUCCACGUCGAUCGCGGGCGGCUCUUCCGCCGUGGGGGGUUCUUCUUCUUCCGCCGCGUCGGCGUCGUCGUCCUCGUCGUCCUCGGCGUCCGCGUCCGCGUCGGGGGGAUCCGCGUUUUCAGGUUCCACCGGCGUCGUCGCGGGGGCGUCCUCCUCCGCGGCGGGCGCCUCCGGCUCGGGCGCCGCCGCCGCGGGUUCCGGCUCCUCGGGUUUCGCGGGCUCGUCCGCGGGCGCGGCGUCGACGUUCGGCGGCGUGUUCUCCGCCGCCGCGGUCGGGUCUGGAGGCGCGGAGCCGGGGGGGGGGAUCGGCGGGGGUGGGAGGGGGGAUCGGAGCUCAAUUUGGGUGACGACGCGACGCGAGGACGCGCGCGCGAGGCGGGUCCGCGGCGGCGGCGACGACGACGCGCGCGGUCCGAUGGAAGAACAAAACGUCCGCGAGCGACGACGACGACGACGAAGUCGCGCGGCGCACCUGUUUCCUCGGUCAUGA